Molecule: messenger RNA, 3860 nt
Organism: Nycticebus coucang (slow loris)
Lineage: Eukaryota; Metazoa; Chordata; Mammalia; Primates; Lorisidae
Gene: TIMD4
Product: T cell immunoglobulin and mucin domain containing 4
Exons: 9
Coding region: 2-1135 (377 amino acids)
Source: RefSeq, a predicted model, not a curated record
UAUGUCAACAGCCAAAAUGACCAAAGGACCUCUUCUCUGGCUGGUGAUUGAGCUUGGGUGGCUUUAUCUGACACCAGCUGCAUCAGAGAAUAUUGUGACUGGGUUUUUGGGUCAGCCAGUGACUUUGCCCUGUUUGUACUCAUCCUGGUCUCAGAGCAGAAACAGCAUGUGCUGGGGCAAAGGCCAGUGUCCCAACUCAAAAUGCAAUGAGGAGCUUAUCCACACUGAUGGGAUGAGAGUGAUCUCAAGUAAAUCAGCAAAAUAUGGACUUCUGGGGAAUAUCUGGAGAGGCAAUGUCUCUUUGACCAUCUCCAACCUUAAUGAAGGUGACAGUGGUGUGUAUUGCUGCCGUAUCGAGGUGCCUGGCUGGUUCAAUGAUGUAAAGAUGAACAUUCGCCUGCAGCUGCAGAGAGCCACAACAACCACACAUAGAACAACAACAACACUCCAAAUGACAACCACGCACCAAACUACAACCACGCUUCCAACUACCACUCCGCGCCGAACCACUACUCCACAUGAGACGACAACCACAGCCGUGCUUUCAACAACAGUAAUGACUACAACUGACCUCACAACCAGAGCACCAUUUCAGACAAGAGCCACUGCUGUCCUCACAGCAACAGCCAACACAUGCCCUCUGGCAACCUCAAGCUUCCUUCCAGAAACAGUCACAGAAGGACCCUUCUUUACAGCAGAAUCAGAAACCAUCCUCUCCAGUGACACUUGGAAAAGCACUGAGUCUACUGCAGACAUUGCCCUACUCACAUCCAAAGACUCUGAAGCUUGGGAUUUCCUGUCAACUCCCCAAGAGGACUCAAUAUCGAAAAUGAGUGAUUUAGUAACUUCACCUCAGCCUAGAACAUCUGAGAUGACAAUUGUACAAAACAGAACACAGCAGAUGACAGAACCAUUGCUUCGCUUGGGAAAAACUGAGAACCUGCCUUUAAUCAUUGUACCUACCUUGGGAUUUGUGCUGUUGGUAUUGCUUGUGGGCUGUUUCCUGAGAGGUAAAAUCAUGGAAACCAAUUGCUUGCAGAAAGACACAAGGCUAGACAAUGCUGGAGAAUGUAAAAAUGUCCUCAGUGACAUGCAGCAUGAAGGAGAAGAUGAAGAUGGCCUUUUUACACUCUAACACGCUACUUUUUCUUAGCAUGACAGAAUAUGGGCAUGACACAUGAAGUGACAAAAUAACUUUUAAUACGUUUGGGAUUUUAUUUUAUGUAAAAGCCUACUUGUUCACAGAUGUCAUUGACCCAGCUUGCUGUAGUUUCACAAAUGAAAGGUACUUUAGGAACCACACUUCCUUUGCCCAUGUUUGAGUCUUAUCGUUGGUUAUCACUGCUAAGUGAUCUUUCAUAGUGUGCUUGAAUGCUGUCAGUGAUGGUGAACUCAUUACCACAUCCAAGGGAAUUUGCUCAGUCUCAGGGCAGUUCUGUGAUUAAGAAAUAUUUAAAGCAAAACCUAUCUCCAAAUACCAUCUGCCUUGUUGUGCUUACACAGAAAAUGUCCAAUCUUUCUUUCACCUGGUAGCUCUCCAGAUACUGAAAGGAGAACCUGAUGUUUCUAUACAUUUUCUUUUUGCUUCUGGGAUGUGAUUUCUGGUCCUUUUGCUACCUUAGUUGGCUUCAUCUUGUUUGUAUUUGUCUACCUCUUUUUAUAACCAGCUUUCAGAGCUCAGUGACCCACUCUGGGUAUGGUAUGAACAGCCUAGCAAGGGUCCUCAAACUUUUUAAACAGGGGACCAGUUCACUGUCCCUCAGACCAUUGGAGGGCCAGAUUAUAGUUUAAAAAAAAGUAUGAACAAAUUCCUAUGCACACUGCACGUAUCUUAUUUUGAGGUAAAAAAACAAAACGGGAACAAACACAAUCACACCGCCGCACAUGGCCCAUGGGCCAUAGUUUGAGGACCCCUGGAGAGUUUGUGCUUCAUUAAUAAUGCAGGAAGUGACAUGGAAUCACACCAUAAUUGGUUCACUUCUAAAAGUCCCAUAUUGUCUAUUAUUUUCUUUUCACAUUUAAGUGUUUUAGAGGUGACCACAGUGUCGCAUCUUAAUUCUUGCCUGGGGAAUUUAAUUUUGGAAAUAGCCAAGAGUCUAGGGGAGCAAAAUGUGGCAAAAUGAUAGGGCUGUUCAACCAGGGGAAGUGCUUGGAUGUGACAGCAAGGGGAUCCAAAUAAGUUUCUCUAAAUACAACUCAUGGAAAUUUGCUCUUCAAUAAGAACAGGUUUACUUUAAAAUUUUAAUAACUACUAGCAUGAGGGAUCCUGGGAGAGCAAUUAAAGCUAACAGUUGAAUUAAUGAAUAGAAAAAAAUGUCUGCCUUAGUGUGAGAGCGUUCUGGUUGGGCAGAAAUGUGAAAAGCAAACCAGAUCUGAAAGGCAUUUCUCUGAAACAAUUCCCCACACGUUGAGACCAAUAGCGGUAUCAAUGGGAUAAGCACAUGAUCUGCAGGGUUAACUAUCUUUUGGAUUUUUUCUCUCCUGAUAUUACCUUUAAGAGAGAAAAAUAAUCACUCUUAUUACUUGACUGGUGCAGUCUAUAGAUUCCUUUGCUUGCCCUGUACAUUCACACUACACUGUUUUAGUAGUUAAUAAUAAUCCUUCUGACCCUGGCACCUGGAAAACAAUUGGUUCUGGUUUAUCUGUUACUGUUGGGCAGAAUGAACAGUUUGGCCAAAGUGAUAGAAAUAGCUAGCAGCAAAUUGGAAGCUUCUUCUUUGGGGUUUUUUUUUUGUUUGUUUGUUUUUAGGCUUGUCUUGUUUGAUGUUCGGUUAAGAUACUGGAAAUAACUUUGACUAGUGUGCUAAAUUCAAACAUUUAUUUAGAAAUUGAGUCCAGAGUCAGGUUGAGAGCCUUAAUUUCCCCAUAUGGAAAAUAGAAUAGAGCCAGGUGCUUCUCUUUGUGCGUGUAGUCAGGUUGUAGGAUUUUGUGAGUCAAUGAUACACUCCACCCUAACUUAGCUUUCAUGUUCCCUAUUCCAUCACCACAUCACCACCACCGCCAUCAAUGUCACUACUAACCAGUUUGACUAGGGAAAGAUGACAGAAAAUACCUCCUAACGGGAAUAAACUCAGUGAAUAUUUUUCUGUUUUUAAGGAGGCCAUUUUCAAUCAUUUUCCCAAAUAUAUUUCUGAAAAUCCUUGUCCAGAUAAGAACCAUUGGCAUGAGCAAUCCUAACAUGUUAGAACUGCAGUGGUCUCCAGGAGCCUCCAUCCUAGGAAUUCUGUGUUAGCUAGCUGAAUAUUGCAAUCAGCUGGGGAGUUUUUUUAAAUGCCAAUUCUUGGGUCCUAUCCUUUAAGAGAUUGUUUUAUAAUUGGUCACGAGUAUGGCUUGGCCACCUGCAUUAUUUGAAGUUUGGCUCUUGUUCCCAAGGCUGCACUAGAAUAAUAAGGACCAAUGGUUUGAGGCAGAAGAAAGAGUUUCUUAAUUUCUGGCAAAUGAGGAGGCUAGCAUACUUCUAUCUUAAAGGACCAGUGUCCUCCUUCUGAGUACAAGUACUGACCUUGUAGAGGGGAUGGUUCUGAUCUUAUCUUCAGCUAAGACAAUCUCAUGACCUCCAUCUGGAUUCAUCCCAUCUUCUGUGGCACAAAGAACAAAGUGCACUCCCCUUUCCCUCCUGACCACCAGCCUGAGUCAGGGAUGUAGAUUUUAGUUCUCAAAAAGGGUAAGGAAGUUUUGAAGACACAGGAAACAUUUUUACCCUUUUACAGGCCAUUUAUUUUCUCUGUUACACCUGAAUUUAGUGAGAAGAUGAUUAUGUUAAUCAGUUAGAUAAAAGUGUUCCACAUUGUAUAUCAAAUCAGCAUAUUGUACCACAUAAAUGCAUUAAUGUACACAGUUAUGAUUUAAUAAAGGACAAA